Messenger RNA from Phalaenopsis equestris, 2613 nucleotides. RefSeq lists its product as uncharacterized. Gene Ontology annotation, biological process: positive regulation of growth. Bases 322 to 2289 code for a protein of 655 amino acids. The record is from RefSeq and is a predicted model, not a curated record. The transcript is spliced from 13 exons. NCBI's taxonomy places the organism in Eukaryota, Viridiplantae, Streptophyta, Magnoliopsida, Asparagales, Orchidaceae.
CUUCCGUUUCUUUCUAGCUGGGCACAAUUUUAUAGUAGUUGCAUAUUGCUUCUCUUCUCUAUUGUAUUAGAUCUGAUUCUUUCGUGCUUCAGUAAGCUAAAUCUACUUUCCCCGUUCACGGAUCUCGGUAUUGAGAAAGCUUUUCAUGUGUGUUUGACUGCGGAUGUAAUUGAUUAGGUUACUUGAAUUCGACUCCUCAUCGUCUUCUUCAGCAAAUACGAAUUUGUUCUCUCUGUUUCUAUCCACUCUUUUGAGUUUUGAGUUUAUAAUACAUGGAAAGGGGAACAAGACACUGGUAGAUCUUUUCAAGAGUCAACCGUAAUGGGCGCAAUUUGUUCGAAGGGUUCCGCUGUGAACUUUUCGGCAUCCCAUAUUAAGAUUAAUGUCGGUGGCUGCAAGGAUGAUGCGAGGGUAUCUUCACCUUCUAAGUUGAAGUCUAAUGGUAACUCGAAGACUUUACCAGUAGAUGGUGUUCUGGAGAAGCGGAGCCUUGAGCAAUCCCUCUCAUUUUCAGAGGGGAUGUCUCCUAAUUUUGGUCGCAUUAGGCAUGGAACUUCAUCACCCGGACAGCAUGGUUUAUCAAGAGUUCUUUCAGAAAAAUCUUGGUCAACAAAAUGGAAGGGGUCCAAUGGAGUUAAAUCGGGGACACAAAAGGUUGCAGAAGUAGGCUUGCUUCUGGGCAGGGCUGGCAGUGUAGGUUUUGGUAAGGCUGUAGAGGUUUUGGACACGAUCAGCAGUAGUGUGACAAGUUUGAACACCAACAGUGGUUUUUCGUCAGGGGUGGCAAUGAAAGGAAAUAAAAUUUCUAUUCUGGCUUUUGAGGUGGCUAACACAAUAGUUAAAGGAGCCAAUCUGUUGCAUGCACUUUCAGAAGAAAAUACGAGGAAUUUGAAGGGCGUGGUGCUUCCGUCAGAGGCAGUUCAAAAUUUAGUUUCCGAAGACAUGGAUGAGUUGUUAGGAAUUGCUGCUGCUGACAAAAGGGAUGAGUUGAAAGUGUUUUGUGGAGAAGUGGUUCGUUUUGGGAAUCGAUGUAAAGAUCCUCAGUGGCACAACUUGGAUCGUUAUUUUACAAAUCAUUCUAGAUUAGGGUCUGAACUCACAUCACAACAGCAAUGUAAACAGCAAGCUGCAGCAGUUAUGCAGCAGCUAAUGAUUUUGGUUCAAUAUACAGCUGAACUUUAUCAUGAGCUACAUGCUUUGGAUAGAUUUGGCCAAGAAUAUCGUCGGAAACUCCAUGAUGAAGAGAAUUCAGGCCUAAUUCAUGGAGUUGACAAUUGUCAGAUUGUCAGGCAAGAACUGAAAAGCCAAGAGAAACAUGUGAAAAGCUUAAAGAAGAAAUCAUUAUGGUCUACGAACUUGGAAGAGGUCAUGGAGAAGCUUCUUGAAAUUGCCCAUUUCUUACAUUUUGAGAUUGACGAAGUCUUUGGAAAUGCUGCUGUGUCAGGAUCCAAUGGCCAUCAGAGGCUGGGCCCAGCUGGCCUUGCGUUGCACUAUGCAAAUGUGAUCAAUCAGAUAGACACCAUUGUAUCCCGAUCCGGUUCUGUUCCACCAAGCACGAGAGAUGCAUUGUACCAAAACUUGCCACCAGCAAUAAAAUCUACACUACGCUGGAGACUGCAAGAAUUUCAACUCAAUGAAAAGCCGCCUGUUUCCCAAAUCAAGGCUGAAAUGGAGAAAACAUUGCAGUGGCUGGCCCCAAUGGCCAACAACACCACCAAAGCACACCACGGCUUCGGCUGGGUUGGAGAAUGGGCGUGCAUAGGAACGGAGGCGGGUCAUAAACCACUAGCUUACAGCAACUCAACAAGAAUAGAGACUCUCUAUCAUGCCAAGAAGGAGAAGACCGAAGCCUACAUAUUAGACUUAAUAGUUCUCCUCCAUCACUUUAUUAGCCUAUUGAGACCCGGAAGAUGCUUCUCCCUCGCUCGAUCUCCCGUUAAAUCUCUGAUCCGCUUUCCCUCGCAGAAGAUCUCGACAUCCGCUCCGUUGCUUUCAGUCAAACUUCAUCCCACCGCCACUUCCUCUUCAUUGCUCACAAUAGAAGACCAAGAGAUCCUGAGAGGGCUGAAGUUCCACGAGAUUUCACCGGGUAUUAGCAAAAGCCAAGAGUUUGAGAUCAGGCGGCCGAGGCUGAGCAAGUACCAUAGACUGAGCAAGAGCAGCAACCAUUCUCCGAUAGCCGAGAGCAAGCACGAAUUGAGGAAGAUGCCAUUGUUUCCCGUCAUUGAUUUUGACGUCGAUCUUAACAUGAGUUUGGAUGUGAUUGAUAGAGUGGAUGGACUAUCAUGAAAUUAUGAAAAGACAAGGGAAAUUUACAUGAGCUGCACACACUUUGUAUGUACUUACAUGUCUCACGCCUAAACUUUCAUAUUUACAGGCAUGCCACUUCGGUGAUUUUAGCUUGAAAAUGUGUAUUUAACUUUGAAAAAGUGAUAAUAGUGCCAUUUUUUGAGUGAUUUGUGUAAAUAUGAUGUAUAGGUGUGAGACAUGCAGAUGCAUAAGAAUUGUGUGCUAUGUAAAAUUUGAUUUGGACAAUUUUGUUGUUAUUGGAUCAAUUUUGAUAUGAGUGUAAUACACUUGUUAAUUGAUUAAUCGUUUAUUACGCUCUCAAAA